Molecule: messenger RNA, 1804 nt
Organism: Lagopus muta (rock ptarmigan)
Lineage: Eukaryota; Metazoa; Chordata; Aves; Galliformes; Phasianidae
Gene: CERKL
Product: ceramide kinase like
Exons: 13
Coding region: 34-1623 (529 amino acids)
Molecular function (GO): kinase activity
Source: RefSeq, a predicted model, not a curated record
GCGGCGGGAGCGCUGAGGGGCGGCGGUGCCGCCAUGCCGGGCGCCGCGGGCCCCUUCCUCCCGCGCAGCCGGGACCGGCCCGAGGAGCGGCGGCGCAGAGUGGCCCCGCUGGCGGCCGUACCCCCGGCGGGAGAGGAGGAGCCGCUCCUCAGGGGCAUCUUCGAGAUCGGAAAGAGGAGCUGCGACGUGGUUCUGAGCGCCCGACGGCUGCGCUGGAGUCCCAUCGUGCCCGAGAGCCCCGCAGGUGAUUCCAGUACAGCUUUACAGGUGAAAGAGGAGAUUAUUGAAAUGAAGGAUGUAUUUUCAGUGAAAGUGAAGCGUCGCCGUUUUGUUGGACAGAAGAAAGGUGGUACUUUGUUGGGUAUCACUGUUUUUAAAUGCUUGCAUAAAGAAGAAAAUAAACUAACAGACUGUGCUAUCCACUUGAAUAACUUCAGUGAAGACCAUUGUCAUUCAUGGUUUAGAUGUCUAAAGGAAAUUUUGAACGGGUUUCAAAAUAGGCCAAAAUCCUUGAAAGUAUUUGUUAAUCCAAGCAGCCACAAAAGAGAAGCCACUCAUAUUUAUUAUGAACAAGUGUCACCUCUUUUUAAACUUGCUGAUAUAAAAACUGAUGUCACAGUAACUGAAUAUGAAGGACAUGCUCUGUCAAUACUUAAAGAAUGUGAACUCCAAGCAUUUGAUGGAGUAAUUUGUGUUGGUGGAGAUGGAUUUGUCAGUGAAGUUGCUCAUGGUCUGCUACUUAAAGCCCAGAUAGAUGCUGGAAAGGGCACAGACUUCAUAUCGGCACCUGUCAGAGCACCAGUCCCUCUUGGAGUGAUACCAGCAGGUACUACUAAUAUUUUGGCCUACACUCUCUAUGGCAUCAAACAUGUGGUGACUGCAACGCUGCACAUUGUAAUGGGUCAUAUCCAACCAGUAGAUGCCUGUACUUUCAGUACUCCAAGCAGGCUUCUGCGUUUUGGGUUCUCAGCUAUGUUUGGUUUUGGUGCAAGGACUCUAGCUUUGGCUGAAGAGAACCGUUGGAUGCCCUCCAAUCAGCGAAAGAACUUUGCUUUUAUCAAAACACUGGCAGAUCUCAAGACAGAAAAAUGUGAAUUAUCAUUUCUACCUCUACAAAUUCCACAGGAAGACUCUUAUGAGAAUGACAGAAAGAAAAAAGGAAAAAACAAAAAAAGAGGUAGCAAGGAUCAGUGGCACAAAAUUCAGGGUGACUUCCUGAACGUGAGCAUUAUGGCAAUCCCUUGUCUGUGUUCAAUGGCACCAAGAGGCUUGGCACCUAAUACGAGGUUAAAUAAUGGAAGCAUGGCUCUGAUUGUUGUACGGAAUACCUCCCGAACUGAGUUUGUAAAACACCUGAAAAGAUAUGCCAGUGUAAAAAAUCAGUUCAGUUUUCCCUUUGUUGAGACAUACACAGUUCAAGAAGUAAAAGUGCAACCAAGAAUCGAAAGUGGACUUGAUGCCGAAGAAAACACUGCUGCAGAAGAAAAUUACCCUUGGAAUAUAGAUGGGGACUUAGUAGAAGCAUCAGAAGUUCAUGUUCGGGUGCAUCCUCAACUUAUUAAUCUCUAUGGAGUGAACACUGAUGAUCUGGAGAGUUCCAAAGCAACGUGCAAUUGCAUAUAGAAGGGAUACACUGAAUGUUCUUUAGUAGUCCCUGUCACACCUGUAUGCUCUUCUUUCUGUGUCCCAUUCUUGCACUUAUUGAACUCAGUUGUAAAAGGAAGGAUGUUUACUACAUUUCUAGUUCAAAAUUUUUAUCAAAUUAUAUAUUUUUAUUGUUAUAUUUUACUGUGAAAAAACUUUA